Messenger RNA from Scleropages formosus (Asian bonytongue), 1832 nucleotides. RefSeq names its product NKD inhibitor of WNT signaling pathway 1 (gene nkd1). The record is from RefSeq and is a predicted model, not a curated record. The transcript is spliced from 10 exons. Gene Ontology annotation, cellular component: cytoplasm. Bases 174 to 1415 code for a protein of 413 amino acids. NCBI's taxonomy places the organism in Eukaryota, Metazoa, Chordata, Actinopteri, Osteoglossiformes, Osteoglossidae. Gene Ontology annotation, molecular function: calcium ion binding. Gene Ontology annotation, biological process: negative regulation of Wnt signaling pathway.
UCCAACGUGCGCGAGCUCUUAGUCGCACCGGUGGCGCGGACCGAGCGCUUAGUCUCUGCGCGCGAGUGAGACGACCGAACGGUCCGGAGGCACGCGCUCCCUGUGUCGCGCGCCUACGAUACUUAAAUUGUGGAUUAUAUAAACUCAAAUGAUUUGCGACCAAAUGCGGAGAAAUGGGUAAACUUCACUCAAAACAUCAUGCUACAGUUUGCAAACCAAGGGAGAGCCCCGAAGGCGACAGUUUUGUAGUUAAUGCCUGUUUGACGAGAAAGGGGAUGGACGACUGCGCUCUCAAGCACAAGUACUACUGCACGAGCUCGGAGUGCGCGCGGAGGGCGGGUUGCGGCGCCUCGCGGGCUUCCACAGUGGAAGUAGGCAGAGAUGGGACCAGUGAUCAUCACUAUCGCUUGGAAGUGGCCCUGCCCCCAGAGAAGACGGACAGCUGCUGUGCUGAGGACAAGAUCCAAGGGCGAGAGGGCGCACAGCCUGGGGGUGUCCAGAAGCAACUUAAGUUUGAAGAACUUGAAUGUGCAGUCUCUGUGGAAGAAGACAACAGACAAGAGUGGACCUUUACUCUGUAUGACUUUGAUAACAAUGGCAAGGUCACCAGAGAGGACAUCACUAGUCUGCUCCAUGCCAUCUACGAAGUGGUGGAUGCAUCUGUGAAUCACUCUCCCAGCACUAGUAAGACCCUCCGAGUCAAGCUGUCGGUGGCUCCUGACUCCAGCCAGUUGAGGACCCCACUACACAGUGCAGCAGUAGACCCUCCCCACUCCAAGCACAAGUCUGACAAGAUGAUUGAAGAUCCCAAAUGCUCUGACAAGAAGUUGCGUGCCCAUCUCAGGCGUCACCACAGUGACCAGCCCACUCAGCCGGGUUGCCAGAGGUACUGCGUUGACGAGAACCUGGACCGCAGAAACCACUAUCUGGACUUGGCAGGGAUUGAGAACUAUACAUCGCGCUUCGGAUCAGGGACUGCCACUGAGCUGAGCAAAACAGAGCACCAGACUCGGUCUCGCUCCCAUGAGCCAGAGAAUGGACAUUUUCACCCCCACCACCGCCGUUCUCGCACCGUGGAAGUAGCAGCUCAUGAGGACUCAGGAAGACAUUCCCUGCACUCACCCAAAGCCCACGGCCGUCCCCCUGUAAAGAGCCGAGGUGCCUCCCCACCCCCAGUGGUCCCCAGCCACAGCAUUGGCCACCAGGCCUCAGGACCAUACCGCAGGCACAAGCAGCGGGCCAGGGAGGCUCAACCAGGACCGCGGAUACUGGGUUCAGCGCUGGAGAGGGAGCAGGUGCGUGACUUACCCAGCACGGUGCUAUACGAGGGGGGCCUGCCUCAGGUGGUGCAGAGGCACCAGCACCAUCAUCACCAUGAGCAUCACCACCAUUACCACCACUUUUACCAGUCUUGAGCAGCCCUCCCCCCCGCUGCACUCACAUGGCUUUUUCAGGACCAAGCUCAGGGUGGGUGCAAGAAGCAGGGCCUUAUUGCUGGUGCUACGAGUGUAAAUAGCCAGUUGUGUCAGGGUACUGGGGUAAAGAAGAUGGCUUGUUCCUCAGCAGCCGUAUGGAUAAGCAUUUAACUAAUAACACUAAGGCUGCUCCGCACACUGAUUUCUUUUGCGCUCUAUCAACGGACCAUAUGUGCAUGCCUGGACAAGGCUUUCCAAAGGCCAGGACCAAGGGGGCGGAGCAACUGAUAAUCCAAAUGAAGAAAUAGGGGUUUGGAGGUCAAGGGAAACCUGGGAACCUGUAAUUCCCCUUUUAAUGCCCCUAAAUACCAUUUGCAAAGCACUUUCUGGUGCAGUUGAUUUUUUUUUUAUCUUUUA